Loa loa (African eye worm) is the source of this 2284-nucleotide messenger RNA. RefSeq lists its product as hypothetical. The transcript is spliced from 15 exons. Lineage: Eukaryota; Metazoa; Nematoda; Chromadorea; Rhabditida; Onchocercidae. Gene Ontology annotation, biological process: Golgi organization. Gene Ontology annotation, cellular component: Golgi apparatus. The coding region runs from base 15 to 2069 and encodes 684 amino acids. The record is from RefSeq and is a predicted model, not a curated record.
UUCAGGAAUUCUGGAUGGGAGCAAAGAUUAGCAGUGAAACAUUAAUUGAAGAGAAUGCGUAUUUACGACGUUUCGUUGGUUUGCAACCGAUCACUAAUAAUGACCCAUUCUGGAAUCACUUCCUUUCCUUCAAUUUCCUCAUCGAUUCCAAUGACAGAAAGGAAGUGGAGCAAUUUGAUAUUUCUUUGUCGGAUAGUCUCCAGACGCUGAUGUAUAAUACACCAACAACAUGUAAUUUCGCGUCAUUUAUUGAUGUCUUUCUCAGACGGACAGCAGAACUAAAAGCUUCAGAAAUCUGCAACAACACAAUUUUUCUUUGGCAGACAGGAAAUGCAUUAAUCAUUCUUCGGCAUAUUUGCAAGUUUUUGGUUCAAAGACUUAGUGGAGCUGAAUUCAUCAAUGUUUUUCAUAUGAAUAAAACUUACUUGGAGAAGAAGGAUGCUUAUGAUUCUGAUUUUGAAGAAGAAUUUGAUGGUUUAUGUGAAGACAAAGCGGAAAAGUUUUUGAGCGCUCUGGUGGAUAUUUUGGUUGAUUUACCUUCCAAUGAUUCCACAGAAAUGAUUCACGUCGAAGCUGUAAAAUGUUUAAUUGCCUUGCUCAGUUCGCAGCUUUAUGACGAUGACGUCAUGAAAUCAAAUAUUUUCUACGGAUAUCUGAUACAAGGCAAAUGCUCAAUGAGGUCUGUGGAGCUCACUCGAGUCUUAAUAUCAAAUUAUCUGCAGUGGAACACUCCAUGCGUCUUUAAACAUGAGAAAGAACCGGAAAGUAUUGUUCUGGGCCUUGCAGCAUCUGUUUGGUCAGCAGUACAAAUUGUUACGGGUAUGGACGAUUCAAAUUCAGUUGGCAGUGAUAGCGAAAUUGCACCACCAGUCUCUCUUGGGUCGUUAUCUGUACUUUUUCUACUUAACUUAGCAUGCCAUCAAGAUCCAGGAGCAAAGCUAAAUCCUUAUAAGGAAUCGCUUUCGAAAUUUCAAAAUUCACAAGAAGUUUCGUCGCUGAACAAUAGUGAAGCUGGUACAUUCAAGUUGGAUUAUAGUUUGUUAUACGAACGCUUAUGCGCUACAGUAAAUCAACAGUCGCCCAUGUUAUUUCUGUAUAUAUUAUUGCAUAGGAACAUUGGCUUUCGAAAUUAUGUUCUUUCAAGAAUCAAUUUAGAAAAAUUGGUACUUCCGGUACUGAUUGUCCUUAAUGAUGGAGCCCAGAGCAGUGGUAUAAUUAAUUCAUAUAAUGCGCAUCAUGUAUAUUUAGCACUUAUUGUUAUUCUGAUUCUUAGCGAAGACGACUUUUUCUGUAAAGUUGCCCAUGAAACGAUGAUAAAGGAUACAACAUGGUUCAAUAGUGAACGUCCAUUAGGAGAGAUUUCAUUGGGUGGUUUGAUUAUCUUGGUUUUUGUCCGUAUUAUACAGCUCAACACUUUAAAAACAAAGGAUCGUUAUCUGCAUACAAAUUGUCUUGCAGCUUUAGCUAAUAUGUCGUCUUAUUUCAAAAAUCUCACUUCUGUUGUUUGUCAAAAACUGAUUGGAUUGCUUGAGGUUUUUACUCGACGACGUGCAAAACUGAUUGAAAAUAUGCGCGUCAGGGCUGAAUAUGAUAUUGUACAAGGAAAAGAGUCGCAUAAUUAUCAUAAGGACAUAACGGCUCUUGAAGAAGGUAUACGCACUUUGCUCGAAAUUUGCAACAGUUGCCUUACUUCAAAUCUUCGUUCAAAUCCACACUUCAUUUAUACCAUACUUUAUAAACGUGAUGUGUUUGAUGCUUUUCAAAAUCAUCCGAUGUUCCAAGAUCUGAUUUGGAAUAUUUGUACGGUUAUCAGUCACUUUGCAUCACGAGUACAACUUUUGGAAAGGGGAUCAUCGGUGAGCGCUGUUCUUGCUACAAUCAAGAAAGGAGCACUCCACUGGCCUACGGAUAGGCUGAAAAAGUUUCCUGAAUUGAAAUUCAAAUAUGUGGAAGAUGACAAUACCGUGGAAUUUUUUGUUCCAUAUGUUUGGCGAUUAACAUUCCAGUUCUCAACAUUGUACUGGGAUGCAACACGUAUACGUCUUUUUAAUACUUCUUUCCUUGCGUAAUGUCACCAGUUUUUUAUCACUUGUAAAUCAAUUUUUUAUAAGCGCAACUAGAUUUUCCUUAAGAAAUGCGAAGAUUGCUUGUGAAAUUAUCGGCACAAACAGUUCGCUUGAAAAGCUUGCGUUUUUUUGUUGAUAUAGUGACCUAUUUUCUAACUUCAUUUGCUAUCUAAAAUAUCAUUUUUAGUUUUUGUUACGCAACAAACAAACUACUUAUU